Molecule: messenger RNA, 4906 nt
Organism: Xenopus tropicalis (tropical clawed frog)
Lineage: Eukaryota; Metazoa; Chordata; Amphibia; Anura; Pipidae
Gene: duox2
Product: dual oxidase 2
Exons: 34
Coding region: 105-4658 (1517 amino acids)
Biological process (GO): thyroid hormone generation; cellular oxidant detoxification; defense response to bacterium
Cellular component (GO): apical plasma membrane
Molecular function (GO): oxidoreductase activity; heme binding; superoxide-generating NAD(P)H oxidase activity
Source: RefSeq, a predicted model, not a curated record
UUCAGAAAGUCACAUACACACAAUCACCUAGCCAGAUCAUACCUGCAGAAGAGAACUCGUAGGAGAGAAUUCACCUGCUUUUAACAGACAUCGACUACAAUAAUAUGAUUUUGAAAUUAAGCAUUUUAUGGGCCUUGGGAUGGACUUACCUAGUAGAUGCAAAUGAUAUUAAUUGGGAGGUACAGCGCUAUGACGGAUGGUACAAUAAUCUGGCAUAUCACAGUACUGGUUCACCAGGUUCUAAACUGUUACGACAUAUCCCUGCAUUUUAUACUGAUGGAGUAUAUCAAGUACCAAAGGAACCAGAGUUGCCAAACCCACGUAGCAUUAGUAAUGUGGUGACAAAAGGAAAAUCGGGUCUUCCAUCUUCUAGGAACUUGACAGUUAUGGCAAUAUCUUUUGGUUACCAUGUGCUUUCAGAAGUAGUGUAUACAGGGAAACCUGCUUGUCCAGCUGAAUUUCUAAAUAUUGAGAUUCCUAAGGGUGAUUUAGUUUUUGAUCGCACAAAUACAAGCAAAGUGGUAAUACCAUUCCAAAGAAGUAAAUGGUAUCCAGACACAGGAAGAAGCCCCAAUAAUCCACGGGACCAUGUUAACUCUGUAUCAGCAUGGAUUGAUGGCAGUUCCAUAUACGGUUCUUCUCACUCUUGGUGUGAUGCUUUAAGAAACUUCUCUGGAGGAAAACUGGCUUCUGGGCCUGAUGAAGGGGUUCCAAGAUUUGCAAAAAGUGAUCUCCCGAUGUGGAAAGUGCCAAAUCCUUCUACUGGAGAAACAGGCAAUAAUGGGUUAUACGCCUUCGGCAAUGCUAGGGCCAACGAAAGUCCAUUUCUUCAGUCUCUUGGCAUACUUUGGUUUAGAUACCACAAUUACAAGGCACAAGAGUUUGCAAAAGAAAAUCCUGAGUGGUCAGAUGAAGUAUUGUUUCAACAUGCUAGGAAAUGGGUGAUUGCUGUUUACCAGAAUAUUGUUUUUUAUGAAUGGCUGCCUGCAUUUUUGUCAAGAAAUGUGACUGCAUACAAAGGUUACCAGCAGCAUGUGGAUCCAAGUAUCUCCCCAGUAUUUACGGUUCAAUUAUCACAAAUGAUAUAUACCAUGAUGCCUUCAGGCAUCUAUAUGAGAAAUAAAGAUUGUAAUUUUCAAAAUGUGUCCGGAUCUAAUGGAAGUGUGUGGCCAGCUCUACGACUGUGUAAUAACUACUGGAACAGAGAGAACUCUAACUUGAAGAAUUCCUCCAGUACAGAUGAGAUCUUGAUGGGUAUGGCUUCUCAAAUAGCUGAAAAAGAAGACAAUAUUUUAGUAAAUGAUUUAACAGAUUACUGCUAUGGGCAAAUAAAAUAUUCCCGCACAGAUUUAUUUGCUGCUAGUAUACUGCAUGCAAGAGACCUAGGCUUACCCAAUUAUAAUAAGGUUUGUGAAUACUACCAAUGCCCUCUUCUGGAGAACUGGGAGAAAAUGACAGAUAAAGAGCUUGGAAAAAAGCUUGCAUCACUGUAUGGAAAUGACACUGAAAAACUGGAGUUUAUUCCAGGACUCUUGGCAGAGAUGGCUGGGAAUUCAAUUAAUUUUUUUUCUGACAUCGUCCUAGAACAAUUUUAUCGUUUAAGGGAUGGGGAUCGAUUUUGGUUUGAGAAUGUUAAAAAUGGUUUAUUUUCAAAGAAAGACAUAGACAACAUUCGCAACAUAAAGCUCCAGAAUGUGCUCGUUGCUGUCACAGAUGCUGGUGAUACAAUACAACAAAAUGUCUUCUUCUUGAAAGAAGAUGAUCCAUGUCCUCAACCCAAACAAUUACAAUCUGAGGAAUUAGAAGAGUGUGUUCCUUUUACUGUUACAGACUACUUUGAGGGCUGUGCUGCUGGCUUUGGAAUUACCAUUGUGGCUCUGUGUUGCUUGCCUCUAGUGAGUUUCCUAAUUGCUUGGCUAGUCGCAAAGUCACAGAAAAGAACAUUCAGAGCAUUCCAAAAAAAAAUUACCACUGCUAAUAAAAAUUCCAUGUGUGGUUCAGAAGGUUUUCCAGCUUCUGAAUGGUGUGGAUAUAAAGAACCUAGUCAAGAUGUUAUAAUACAGUUACACCCAAAUCAAAUACUUAAAGUUUUAGAUUCCAGCAAGAAAAAGCCCAGAGUUGUCAACUUGCAUAAGCACCCAAAUGUCAAAGUUGUCUUGUCGAACAGUGAUGGCAGCAGAACUGUACUGAUCAAGAUCCCUAAAGAGUAUGACUUAGUACUCCAGUUUAACAACCAAAGGGAUAGAGAUGUCUUUAUUGAACAACUGAAAGAAUCUUUGGCAGGCAGCACUAUAUCCCCCACUUUCUCCCAUUUGAAGGAAACAGUCUUGCUAAAAGAAUCCUUUACUAAAAAGCAGAGGCAACAGAUGCUGGAAACCUUCAUCCGACAUUCCCUUUCCCAUGUAAUUGACAUCAAUAAGGAACAUGCAGGAACAACGCAAGGCCAGAACUUCAGAGAUGUACUCCAGUGUGAGCUAUCAAGAGAGGAGUUUGCAGAUUCUUUAGGGCUAAAUCCCAAUGCCCAAUUUGUUGAAUCAAUGUUUUCCAUGGCUGACAAAGAUCACAAUGGAUACUUGUCUUUUGAGGAAUUCUGUUUCAUACUGUGUUCAUUAAUAAAAGGUAGUGCAGAAGAUAAGCUAAAAUUCAUAUUUUCUAUGCAUGAUGUAAAUGGAAAUGGAAUACUGCCAAAGGAAGAGUUCUCCAGAAUGCUUAGGUCUUUCAGAAAUGUAUCCAGCUUCCUUUCAAAUGAGAAAACGGAAAAUGUCAUUGAGAGCAUGUUUAAUGAGGCUGGCAUUUCAAAUAAAAAAGAACUCGCCUGGGAAGAUUUCUAUGGUUUGUUCAAGGAUCACAAGAACAUUUUGAACCAAACAAACUUAUAUUUUGAUGGAGUCACCAAGGACCCUGUCAAGAAUACAGUCUCUAUUAACAGAAACAUACCCCAAAACAAUCACAGUAAUAAUAUUUUUACCACGGACUCAGAGGGACUAACCAUGCGAAAGAGGACUGGAAGAACGAAUACACCUCAGAUACAACUACCAAAUAUAUAUACUGUAGCAAGAAGAGAAAAAUAUGAAACAAGCAAGUUCCGCCAAAAAAUUCAACAGUUUAAGCGCCUAGUUGAAAAUUACAGACGUCAUAUUGUGUGUUUAAUUAUAUUCUAUGGUAUAUCUGCUGGUCUUUUUGCUGAAAGAGCUUAUUAUUAUGGGUUUGCUUCUCCAUCAUCUGGCAUUGCUGAUGCCACAUUUAUCGGGCUUAUAAUUUCAAGAGGUUCAGCUGCCAGCAUCUCAUUCAUGUUUUCUUACAUGCUUCUGACUAUGUGUCGAAACCUAAUAACCCUUCUCCGGGAGACCUUCUUAAAUCAAUACAUACCAUUUGAUUCUGCAGUAGACUUUCACCGUUUGAUUGCUGUAACUGCUCUUGUUCUUUCAAUCCUCCAUUCACUUGGCCAUUUAGUAAAUGUCUACAUCUUCACCAUUAUCCCUCUCAGUGUCCUCAGCUGCCUGUUCCCUACUGUAUUUGUUGAUGAUGGCUCUGACCACCCAAAUAAAUAUUACUGGUGGUUUUUUGAGACUGUACCGGGUAUGACUGGGGUUCUACUCUUGGCAGUCAUGGCUCUCAUGUACGUGUUUUCCUGUUACCAUUUUCGACGUGUCAGUUUCCGUUGCUUUUGGCUAACACAUCACCUUUAUGUUGUAUUCUACAUUUUGACAAUAAUCCAUGGCAGUUUUGCUUUGAUUCAACAACCACGAUUUCACAUAUUCUUCAUCGUCCCUGCACUCAUCUAUUCAGCAGACAAACUGAUAAGUUUGAGCAGGAAAAAAAUUCAGAUUAAUGUUUUAGACAUACAACGGCUUCCUUCGGAUGUUAUUCAUCUUGAGUUUCAGCGGCCAAAUGACUUUGAUUACAAGUCUGGCCAGUGGGUAAGAAUUGCCUGCUUGGACCUUGGCACAGAUGAGUACCACCCUUUCACACUGACCUCAGCCCCACAUGAAGAUACAUUAAGUUUGCAUAUUAGAGCAGUGGGACCAUGGACAACUAAACUGAGGGAGCUUUACUCUUCUAAAAAAGUGGAAAAUAUUCCAUACCCUAAGCUUUACCUAGAUGGACCAUUUGGAGAGGGACACCAAGAGUGGAACAAAUUUGAAGUAUCUGUGUUAGUAGGAGGAGGUAUUGGUGUUACUCCAUUUGCUUCAAUUCUCAAAGACCUGGUCUUUAAGUCCUCUGUUAAUUCAAGGAUCCAUUGCAAGAAGGUGUAUUUCAUAUGGGUUACACGCACUCAGCAUCAAUUUGAGUGGUUAACAGAUAUCAUCAGGGAAGUGGAAAAAAAUGACAAACAAGAGCUCCUCUCUGUCCACAUAUACAUAACACAACUGGCUGAAAAGUUUGACUUCCGCACGACCAUGCUGUACAUCUGUGAACAACACUUUCAAAAAGUGAAAAAUCAGAGUCUAAUGACUGGUCUGCGCUCUGUUACUCAUUUUGGAAGACCUCCAUUUGCCGGUUUCUUCAGUUCUCUCCAGGACGUUCAUCCUAAGGUCAAGAAAAUUGGAGUGUUCAGCUGUGGUCCCCCAGGCAUGACAAAAAAUGUGGAAAAUGCAUGUCGGAAGCUGAAUAAACGGGAUGAAUCCUACUUUGUCCAUCAUUACGAGAACUUUUAAACACCUGUAUUCAAGAUUUUCCAAGAAAAUUUACUGAAGACUUUUUUUUUUUUUAAGAAAGACAGAACCUUUAUGGGUUGGACUGACAUGCAUUGUUAUCAAUAGAAUCUUUGUUUGUUUACAAAAAAAAUCCUUUAUCAAUUAAUAAAAAGUUACAAAUGUAAAAAGAUUAGCUUGUGCAAUAUUUACCCUUUUUCAAUUUACUGAAAUGUUAAAAAAAACAUUCAAUAAACAUUUUAUAUGGCGAA